Molecule: messenger RNA, 896 nt
Organism: Physella acuta
Lineage: Eukaryota; Metazoa; Mollusca; Gastropoda; Physidae
Product: ribonuclease P protein subunit p14-like
Biological process (GO): tRNA 5'-leader removal
Cellular component (GO): nucleolus; multimeric ribonuclease P complex
Molecular function (GO): ribonuclease P RNA binding
Source: RefSeq, a predicted model, not a curated record
UGCGAACUUAAACUCAGCACUAUGCCGGCAAUUUAUAAAACUUCUGUUUGUUUAGGCCUAGAUCAAAUUAUUUAUUAAUUAAGGUAACUCUCUUAUCAUUGCCCUUUUAUUUGAUGGAAUCACAUGAACACAGCCAGUCAUGUUUGUUAAUAGUGGAUAAAAAGCAUCCCUACUUUUACUUCAGACUUCAGUUGACAAUAGAUGAUGAAAAUGUUAAUGAAUUAACACAUACACAGUACAAAUACUUAAUUAUGCAAGCUAUUACAGAAACUUUAGGGCAGAUAGGUGCUGCCACAACUGUUGAUCUUAUAAGAGUUAUGGACAGUGGCAUGGCUUUGGUUAGAGUUCCAAGCAGUAAAGCUGAGAAGAUUUGGGCAUCACUGACACUUUACGGGACAACUCCAGCCAAGAGAAGAUGUGCAUUUAGAGUUCUCCAGGCUUCUCCAUUUCUUAUGUGUCUUGCAUUUAACUCAAGAGAUGUGAGGUGACAAUAUGACAGAUUCACAUCUUGAUGAAACAGUUUUGUACAUAUUUAGAAUAAAACAGGAGAACAUUUUUUUUUACUUCAUUCAGCUGAAAACUUAACUUAGUAGUGGAUUUCAAGCUGAUUUGACGGAAAACCAACAAUGUGUAACACAGUAUUUCUCUUCUUGUUUUUUCUUCUAAAAGCUCAGAGAUACCUCCUUAAUUGAGCUCAUAUAACUAUUAUUAUAUAUUGUUACUUUUAUUUAAUAAGAGAAGUAAUAAAAUAUUUGUGUAUUUUUUGUAUAUAAAGAAUGACUGUUAUUCAAUUUUCAUGAAUAUUACAAUUUCACUUAUAAUGCAUAAAAUGAUUAAAACCUCUUUACAUCAAAACUAAGGAUGCAUUUUUAAUUUUUGUUUUAAAUGCUCAUGAA